GCUGCAACAAGACCUUUAGGAAAUUUUAGGUAACAGCUGAUUAAAUUUAUUAUGGUCAAUGAUGGUAUUUAAUAUGAUUUAUUUUUAAUUUUUUCCAACUUUAUAACAGUUUUAUAAACUCUGAAUAAUUAGAAUUUAUCUUACAAUCUACUCUGAUAUUCGCGAGAAUUCAAAAUGUCCCUGAGAUAUGUUUUCGAAAGAUUUAAUUAUUAUGCUCAACCGGAGGGUCAUGAUCCAUUGAAUAAACUUAUGGGUAUCUCUAAGUACUCGGUUGCGACUGGCACAUUAAUGGGAAUGUCUGAUAUUAUAAUGAAAUCUAAAACAAAAACUUUUUACGAUUCAGCUCGUUGCCUUGGCUUUUGGAUAAUCCCUUUAACGGGGAUGGGUUGUGCAUUUGCAUCAACAACCUAUAUGGCAACAAAUUUAAGAGGAAAAGACGAUCCCUUGAAUUAUGUAAUAGGAGCUUGUGCAGCCGGAGGUGUAUUAGGUCUUUGGAGUAAAUGCUUUUUAACCACACUUUAUGGAACUAUCGUCUUAAGUAUUUUUGCUGCUUGCAAAAAAGAUUCAAUAGAAAGUGAUUGGCAGUUCUUCCCAACAUCAGAAGAUGGGACGAUUGAAGGUGCGAAUCGUGGUCCAUUAUUCCGAACAGAACGGUCGAAAGUGAAGACAUACGAGAGAGGUUGGACAACAUAAAGAAAAUCUUGAAUUAUGUUCAGUGAAACAAAAUUAGUUGAUCUAUUAUGUGAACUGAAUAAUGUUCUAAAUGUAAUAUAUCAAUAAUUAAUAAUAAUAUUAAUAAUAAAUGUACUUGAAUUAA
Leptopilina heterotoma is the source of this 817-nucleotide messenger RNA. RefSeq names its product NADH dehydrogenase [ubiquinone] 1 alpha subcomplex subunit 11 (gene ND-B14.7). The record is from RefSeq and is a predicted model, not a curated record. The transcript has 3 exons. Gene Ontology annotation, biological process: mitochondrial respiratory chain complex I assembly. The coding region runs from base 175 to 693 and encodes 172 amino acids. Lineage: Eukaryota; Metazoa; Arthropoda; Insecta; Hymenoptera; Figitidae.